AUGGCACCCGGAGCCCUUGUUGACCACGACACCACGGCCCGCGAUGGCCAGGCCCUCGAGGACCUCUCAGACCAGAUUGAUGCUGUCAACGUUCUGAAGGACCAGAAGAAGGCUGCUGCCGCCGCCAAGGCCAAGGCCGAGGAGGAGGCUGCCUUCAACUCCAAGUCCGAGUUCGACUCCGAGAAGGAUAAGACACAAUUUAGACAAUACGAGGAUGCUUGCGACCGAGUCAAGAACUUUUACCUCGAGCAACACACUAAGCAGACCGUCGCAUACAACCUCAAGGCACGCAAUGACUUCAAGUUCCGAGAGAAGCACCACAUGACCAUCUGGGAGGCCAUGGAGAAGCUCAACACCCUGAUUGAUGACUCCGACCCGGACACCAGCCUGUCUCAGAUCCAGCACUUGCUCCAGUCCGCCGAGGCUAUUCGUAAGGACGGCAAGCCCCGCUGGAUGCAGCUGACCGGUCUCAUCCACGAUCUCGGCAAGUUGCUGUACUUUUACGGCUCUCAGGGCCAGUGGGACGUCGUCGGCGACACAUUCCCCGUGGGCUGCGCCUUUGACGAGCGCAUCAUCUACCCGGGCUCCUUCAAGGAGAACCCCGACAUCAACGACCCCAUCUACAGCACCAAGCACGGCAUCUACUCGCCCGGCUGCGGUCUCGACAACAUCAUGCUGUCCUGGGGCCACGACGAGUACCUCUACCACGUGGUCAAGGACCAGUCGACCCUGCCCGCCGAGGCCCUCGCCAUGAUCCGCUACCACUCCUUCUACCCCUGGCACAAGGAGGGUGCCUACCGCGACCUCAUGGACGAGCACGACCACCAGAUGCUCGAGGCCGUCAAGGCCUUCAACCCCUAUGACUUGUAUAGCAAGAGCGACGGUAUCCCCGACGCUGAGAAGCUCAAGCCUUACUACCUCGAGCUCAUCAAUGAGUUCUUCCCUAACGAGGUCAUUGAGUGGUAG
This is a messenger RNA of Pestalotiopsis fici W106-1, 966 nucleotides long. RefSeq lists its product as uncharacterized. Lineage: Eukaryota; Fungi; Ascomycota; Sordariomycetes; Amphisphaeriales; Sporocadaceae. Bases 1 to 966 code for a protein of 321 amino acids. The record is from RefSeq and is a predicted model, not a curated record. The transcript has 2 exons. Gene Ontology annotation, cellular component: cytoplasm. Gene Ontology annotation, molecular function: inositol oxygenase activity; iron ion binding. Gene Ontology annotation, biological process: inositol catabolic process.